AUGAAUCACUCACAUCCAGAAGAAACUUACUAUUGCCCGUCAAUAUGGCCAUUAGACAUGCCGUCGCCCCAUUUGAUCACUUGGUCGUUUUUUACCGCCCUUUUGUCACCAAUCACCAUCGUCUCGAACGCAGCACUAAUUUACGGACUUUACAAAAUGGAGCAGCUAAACACGAUCACAAACAAAUUCAUUCUCGUGAUGAAUAUAUCAGAUCUUGGAACUGGAAUCUUUGUUCUGCCAUCAAUAGCUGUAAUGGCAGCUUUAAAGGACAAGUACCGAAACUGUGUGUUUGAACUGGUUCUUCAUUAUGGCGCCUUUCUUCUCGCUUAUUUCUCCUUUUUCAUGUUGAUGUGCGUAUCUAUGGAUCGUUAUCUUCACGUGACGAAGCUCAAAAAGUACAAUAAGUUCAUGAACGAAUUUCGCAUGAAGGUGAUCGUUGUGUUUAGCUUCGUAACCUCGGCAAUAAUCGCUUACAUAUCGAUCGCGUUUCCUUCUUUUCCUCUGCAAGUCGUGUUGAAUUUAUCCAAUCUGUUUGGUGUUCUGUUUAUGUUCAUCUUGUAUUCGAUGGUGUUUCGCAGAAUUGCCACUCAUGCGGAGAAAUUUAAGAGAAUGCUGAGAGAUGCCGGAGAAGAUUCGG
Molecule: messenger RNA, 637 nt
Organism: Rhopilema esculentum
Lineage: Eukaryota; Metazoa; Cnidaria; Scyphozoa; Rhizostomeae; Rhizostomatidae
Source: RefSeq, a predicted model, not a curated record